AUGUCUUCCACCCCCGGUCUUAAGCGCAAGUUGGCAGAAUCUCGCCAGGAGCCGACAGCUAAGCUUCACCAUCUUCAUGGAUACGAUCCGCAAGCCCCAUGGCUGCACGAGUCAGAACCUACCGGAAUAUGGCGGACACGUGGGAAUCCUGAUGUACAGUACGCGAUGCCCCUAUCAAAUAUGGUGUCUGCCGUCCAAGACCUGAUAGACCCGGAUUUUGACCCACUGACGGCGAUGUUGGACGAUGAGCCCCAGUUUUUAAAACCCCUACCAGCUCGCAUCGCCCCGGAGGAUUUAGAGUUCUUGCGAUUUCGUGGUGCUCUCUCACUUCCAGAGAGUGGGUUGCGAGAUGAACUUCUUCGCUGCUACAUCCAAUGGGUGCACAGCUUCAUGCCAGUCUUGAAUUUGCAAGAGUUCUUACGAUGUGUGGCUGAAAAUGACCCGGAGGGAAAUGUUAGCAUCUUACUCUUUCAGGCGGUCAUGUUUGUUGGUACGGCUUUCAUCGACCUCAAGCAUCUGCAAGAUGCCGGGUAUUCAACCCGGAAAAGUGCGCGUGAUGCGUUCUUUACUCGAUUAAGGUUACUCUAUUCUCUCGACUGCGAAGAGGAUCGCAUCGAGAUUCUCCAAGCACUGCUAUUGAUGACCUACUGGUCUGAUUCGGAGAAUAGUCCACAGCGAGAUAUUUGGGAUUGGAUUGGAGUCUGUAACACACAAGCACAGUCGAUCGGUUUAAACAAAGACCCUGCAUCUGGUAAAAUUGAUAUAAGGGCUCGAAGGCUCCGUUCCCGGCUCUGGUGGUGUCUGUACUCUCGAGAUCGACUGAUCGCCAUGGGUAUGCGGCGCCCGCUUCAGGUUAAUGAUGGAACGAGCAGUGUCCCUAUGCUCAAACUGGACGAUUUUGAUUUUGAACCUUUCUCUCCACAUGUGGUUGCCAAGUUCUAUUGCCGCCAACUCCAAGAUGUGUCACAUCAAAAACGACUCGCCACCAUGUUCAUCGAGAAAGUGAAGCUCUGUCAAUGCAUUGGCAGGGUAUUGUUUGCGCAAUAUACACCAUCUCAACGCCAGUUUGGAGCUACAGACCGAACUACGGUCACACUUAUCCCUCGACAGGCUUCCGAGUCUGAGUUUGCGCGAUGCGGCCAGAAACUCGACUCAUGGCUUAGUGCGCUCCCUAAAGAUGCCCAAUUCAUUCCGAAGUCAGGGAAGAAUUUCCAUGAUGGCGAGGAUGUGCUGCUACUUCAUGGUGCGAUGCUACGCAUGCUCUACCAUGCCACUAGCAGCGCACUUCACCGGCCUUGGACGAGUGCUUCAAAAGAUCAAUCCAAAUCGCGGACGGACUGGCGCAAUGCUGCCCGUGCAAAAAUGAACGACGCUGCUGCGGGGAUCACACAUAUCAUUCAAGGCUUAAAUCAUCUUAACCUGACAAGGUUCCUACCUCAGUCUGGAGUGACCGUGAUUCUACCUGCCGCUGUGGCGCAUUUAACCAACACUAUGUCCGAUGACCCCGCUGUCCGCGAAAGCAGUGUAGACAAUUUCCAUCGUUGUAUCCAAGUUCUUCAUUGUCUUAAGGAUAUUUAUCCAGCCGCCGGUCAAGAGUUUGCCAACAUCGAGGCGGCCAUCAAGAUGCAGGCCGGUGCCUCCAGUACAUUCUUCGAAGUCAUGGAAUACAACCUGGACUCUCCUGCCACAUCUUUGGCAACCAGGAAACCCAGCAAUGCCAAUUCCAUCUCCCAACCCCAACCACAUCUACCUGCUAGUGUAACUCAGACUCCCAAGCCACAAGCACGAACCUCAUCUACGCAAGAGAACAUGCAUCAAAGAAAUCCUAGUGUGGCAAGCACACAUGAACCUGCGCCACCUUUAUUCCCCAAUGAUUUCGACCAAUAUUCCGACCUCAGUAUCAUAGACAACAAUCCUUUCAACUUUCUCUCCAUCGACAUCGAUUCCUUCCCCGAUAUUCAAACCCCUCCCCAUCCAACGAAACCCAACCAAGAUAAACCCUAUAUAUCACCACCACCCCAAGACCAAGACACCAUCGAUUGGGCACAAGAGCUGUUCCAAGACACCGACUUGAAUCAGUACAGUAACACAGAAGCUUUCCCCAAGCCCGAAAAGACAACACCUCCACUAGAUCAUGAUCAAACCUACCACGAUCCGUUCUCUUUUACUUUGGAGGAUACAGAUGACAUUCGCUCAGUUCAUUCUCGUCAUCAAUCAAUGAAUGAUGCAAGGCCCGAAAUUACCGGCGAUCUGGAUCGGGAUUUGGGGUUCCAGUCUGAGGAUGACAUGUUCUAG
Messenger RNA from Penicillium hordei, 2295 nucleotides. Its product is annotated as transcription factor domain-containing protein. The coding region runs from base 1 to 2295 and encodes 764 amino acids. The record is from RefSeq and is a predicted model, not a curated record. The transcript is spliced from 2 exons. Gene Ontology annotation, molecular function: DNA binding; zinc ion binding. Gene Ontology annotation, biological process: DNA-templated transcription. Lineage: Eukaryota; Fungi; Ascomycota; Eurotiomycetes; Eurotiales; Aspergillaceae.